Molecule: messenger RNA, 988 nt
Organism: Calypte anna (Anna's hummingbird)
Lineage: Eukaryota; Metazoa; Chordata; Aves; Apodiformes; Trochilidae
Gene: PRSS57
Product: serine protease 57
Exons: 6
Coding region: 71-988 (305 amino acids)
Biological process (GO): proteolysis
Molecular function (GO): serine-type endopeptidase activity
Source: RefSeq, a predicted model, not a curated record
CCUGGGCUAUUUAAGCACCCCCAACCUGAGCAGUCGUGGGGGAGGUGGCAGUGUCCCGCUCUUCGACAGCAUGGUCACAGCUGGGCUGUUCAUCCUCAGCGUGGGGGGCAUCGUCCUGCUCCCAGCACUGGCCCCGACAGGCGCCCAGGGCAGCCAGAUCAUCGGGGGGAAGGCAGUGGCACCCCACUCCCGGCCCUUCAUUGCCUCCAUCCAGAUGGACGGGCAGCACGUCUGUGGGGGCUUCCUGGUGUGGCCCAAGUGGGUGAUGACAGCAGCCCACUGCCUCAUUCCUAGGCGCAGCCCCUCGGUGCGCGUGGUGCUGGGCGCCCACCGCCUGGAGGAGCCCGAGGGGUCCCAGCAGAUCUUCAGCGUCACCGAAUCCAUCGCCCACCCGCACUACAGCCCCGCCUUGGUGGACAACGACAUCCGCCUGCUCAGGCUCAACAGGUCGGCCACCCUGAACAAGUUCGUGAAGCGGAUCCGCCUGCCCCGACCCGGCGUUGACCUGAAGCCUGGCACCAUCUGCCACGUCGUGGGCUGGGGGGACACCUCCAACUAUGGUGACCGGCCCAGUGAGCUGAUGGAGACCGGCACCACCAUCGUCAAGCGGAGCCUCUGCAGAACACUGUGGAGGGGCAAGGUCUCCCCCAACAUGCUGUGCGGGGCCAGCCCCAACACCACCCUGCAGGGCGUCUGCGCCGGUGACUCCGGGGGACCCCUGAUCUUCAAGGGAAAGGUCUACGGCAUCGUCUCCUUCUCUGGGCAGCGGUGUGGGGACCGCCGGUACCCCGACAUCUACACCAAGAUCUCCAACUACAUCGCCUGGGUGCACCACACCCUGCGAAGGCAGCACCGGCAGAAGAGGCUGCCAAAGCCCUCGCCGGGGCUGGGAGGGGGUCCUGGGGGCAGGGGGGCCACAGCCCCCCAGCUCUGGGGCAGACACGAGUUCCAGGGACCUUCAUCACCCACCAGCCCCUGCCCACCUUGA